AUGAAUGGAACCGCCAGGUUCAAGUUCAAACAAGAAGAGUGCUCGCUCUACGGCUUUGAGGCCAUCGUGGAUGACCAACUGAUCGUCGGUGAAAUCAAGGAGAAGGAGGAGGCUCUCAAUGCCUCUGGCGGUCGUGGGUUCCUGCUAGCGCAGGACGACAAGAUCGCAGGCGCCUUCUUGCUUAACGUUGGCAACCUACCUCCUGGCAAGGAGUGCGUCAUCACAUUCCGGUAUGUGAGCGAACUGACGAUCGAGGGCGAAUUCGUGCGCAUGAAUCUGCCGAUCACCCGUCUCCCCAUCUUUGGCAAUGCGACCACCACCACCACGCCCACCGGCCACCAAUCUGAUGAAGCCCAGCCCAAAGCAGCCGUCAAGGACGGCCUACACGUGACCAUCUCCGCCGACAUGCCAGCACCCGUGCAUGCCGUCGAGUGUCCCUCAGGCCACCAGCUGACGUCGACCAUAACCGGCAACACUGCGCGCCUGCAGUUUGACUCUAAGACGCACGCAUCGAGCACGGGCCUCGUGGUCCUGCUGGGUCAGCUUGAGUCGCGGGGCGAGCCACAGGCCGUGGCUGAGGUGGACCCUGUGGCCGGGUCCGCUGUGGCCAUGGUCAGCAUUGUGCCGCAGCUCGACCACCUGCGCGACGCCGACGUCAUCGCCGAGCUCCUCUUCGUGGUCGACCGAAGUGGAUCCAUGUCGGGUGGACGCAUCGACCAAGCCAAGAACGCCUUGGCCCUCUUCUUCCAUUCGCUCCCCGUCGGCACCCGCUUCAAUGUGAUCGGGUUUGGGAGCCACUACGUGAAGCUGUUCCCAUCGUCCCGAGUCUACGACGACGAGACCCUCGAGCAAGCCAACCAGCAUGUGGCUGCCAUCCGGGCCGACCUCGGAGGCACGCAGCUUCUCGAGCCACUCAGGGAUGUGCUAUCGUCGCCCUCCGACCCCAAGUACCCGAGGCAAGUCUUUGUUUUGACUGACGGCGAGGUGGGCAACACGAACGAGGUGAUCGAAUGUGUGCGCAAGCACGCAAGAGACACGCGCGUAUUCGCGCUUGGCAUCGGCUCGAAUGUGUCAAUGGAACUCGUCAACGGCCUCGCCAAGGCAGGCCGGGGCUACGCCGAGUACGUGGUGUCGGGGGAGAGGCUGGAGGCCAAGGUCCUGCGCCAGCUGAAGCGCGCCCUCCAACCGCCGGUCAUCGAGUACGGCUCGGCGGCCAAGGGCGAGGGCAAGGACGACGGCGUCGUGGUGCAGGCGCACACGCCUGACCCUCUGCCAGCCGUGGUCGAGGGCGAAUGCGUCAUUGCCUCCUUCUUCAACACCAGUGACACCGCGCUCAUCAAGCGCGCGCUGAGUGGGGCCGUGCUCAAGGCCAAGACCGAUGUCGAGGGACGUGAAGACGUAGUUUACAAGGUGGAACCCAACAAGAGCAUCAAGGAGGGUCAACUGCUUCACCGCAGAGAGCGAAGAUCAAGCUUUAGAAGACAAGUUGAAACAAAAGAGUCUAGGUGA
Messenger RNA from Acanthamoeba castellanii str. Neff, 1509 nucleotides. Its product is annotated as von Willebrand factor type A domain containing protein. Bases 1 to 1509 code for a protein of 502 amino acids. The record is from RefSeq and is a predicted model, not a curated record. NCBI's taxonomy places the organism in Eukaryota, Discosea, Longamoebia, Acanthamoebidae. The transcript is spliced from 10 exons.